CUUCCCGUGCUUGCUGUUUGGAGUUGGACAAAAGAGGGUUUCAGAAAUAUAAACAAAAUGAAAGAAAAAACUGAAAAGCAUGAGAAGUCAAAGAAGCACGUUGAUAAUGUAGUUUCACUGUCACUUUUAGGAACCGUUAGCAUUAAGGAGAAACUUAGUGAGGGAUACAGACUUUCAGUCAAUAAGCAUAACAUAAAGGUUAAAAAGAACGGUGAAAUUUUGUUCAAAAUAAUAGACUGCAUUUUCUUUUGCGGAAACUUUGAAACUCCCUUACGUGGACAUGAUGAAAAAGACGAUUCAGUAAAUCCAGGGGUAUUUAGAGGAUUAGUAAAUUUUGCAUCUAAAUUAGAUUCAGAUUUGAAGAAUCACUUAGAAACUAGUGCAGUCUUCAAAGGUGUUUCGAAGACCAUUCAGAAUGAGAUACUUGACUGCCUGUUUCAAAUAUACCAUGAGGAGAUAAGGACGGAAAUUAGAAAAGCUUCUUUUGUAGCUUUAAUGGUUGAUGACACAACAGAUGUUUCGGAACGCACUCAGAUGGUCCUUGUUCUACGAUAUGUAUUGAAUGGAGAAUUAUUUGAGCAUUUCUGGGGAUUCUUUUUUCCAGAAAAUCAAACUGCAGAUGGCAUAUCAAAAUGCAUUUUAGAACAAUUGUACAUAAUCCUUCAGGGAAAUGAACAAAAAUUGAUAGUUCAGACAUUUGAUGGUGCAAAUGUCAUGAAAGGAAAAAAAACAGGAGUUCAAGCAAAAAUAAAAGCAGUUUAUACUAAUGUACAUUUUAUUCACUGUUAUGCACAUCAACUUAAUUUAAUAAUGAAAAAUGCAGCAAGUAUUUCACGAAACGCGAAAAUAUUUUUUUCUAAUAUUCUGGCUAUUCCAACAUUCUUCUCAAGAUCACCGCAACGUGUGUCCAUUCUAAAGAAGCAUAUGAACGUUAGCAUUCCACGUCCUUCCUCCGCAAGGUGGAACUUCAACAUACGGACCAUAAACAGAGUUCAUGAAAAUUUGCAACCUUUUAAAAAAUUGCCUUACUGAAAUUCAGUCAACAUCAAAUGCAGAUCAAACUAUUGCAGAAGCAACAGGAAUUUUAAAAUAUCUAAAUGAUGAUAAUUUCAAGUUUUGGUUAGAGCUUUUUUAUCAGAUUAUGCCUCAUGCUGAAAUAAUAUACAAGCAAAUGCAAUCCAGAGAAAUUAGUGUGUUUAAAGUUAAUGAAUAUGUAACAAAUUUAAAAACUGCUAUUUUAAAAUUAAGACAUUCAAAGUACUGUGAGAAUUCUUCAAAGACACUGAUGGCCGAAGGAAAUAUGUGACUUUAUACGUAUAGAUAUAAUGGACCGAUAUGCUUCCACUAAACACUUAUCAACUGCUAAAUUGUUCAACAAGAAAUGCUUCGCUAGUUUUAGGAAUACACAUCCUACAGAAGAAAUGGUACCGAUCACUGAAGCAUAUCCAAUGAUUGACAAAGAAAAACUUGAAAGUAAACUAAAGAUAUUCUAUCGUAGGUCUGAUAUUCAUGAGUAGUGCAAAUUAAUUGAACUACUGAAAUUUAUCUUGGAAAAUAAUCUAGACGAUGUUCUUAGUGAAAUUACAAAAUUAAUAAAAAUUCUCUUGACAGUUUCCAUGACUACAUGAGAGGCAGAACAUUGCUUUUCAACAUUGAAAAGAAUGAAAACCUUUCUAAGAAGUACUAUGAACUCGGAAAUAGUAAAUGCGCUUGCAGUGCUUUCAAUAGAGAAAAAUUUCCUCAGUUGUCAUCCAGAGAUCAAGGAGAAAAUUAUUGAUCUUUUCGCGCAAAUUAAAACAAGAAGAAUGGAUUUCAUUUUUAAAUGAAUAAAUAACGAUUAAACUGUAACAAUUUAGGUUAAAGUAAAUAAGAAAUGUUUAAUUUUGUUCUUGUAAGAUUUCAUGAAGUU
This is a messenger RNA of Stegodyphus dumicola, 1909 nucleotides long. RefSeq names its product zinc finger MYM-type protein 1-like. The record is from RefSeq and is a predicted model, not a curated record. NCBI's taxonomy places the organism in Eukaryota, Metazoa, Arthropoda, Arachnida, Araneae, Eresidae.